CCUUGAUGAGGAGGGAAACGUGGAGGAGGAGAGAUGAACGAGGAGGACAUAUGAACGAGGAGUGGAGGAGUGGAGGAGGAGGAGUGCAGGAGGAGGAGGAGGAGGAGGAGGAGGAGGGGGAGGAAGAUGUGGAGAUGGAGAAAGAUGUGGAGGAGGAGGAAGAUGUGGAGGAGGAGGAGGAGGAGGAGGACAAGGUCAGGAGGAGAAGGGAUGGCGGAGGGGGAGGAGGAGGAGGAGGACAACGACGCGAUGAGGAGGAGAUACCAUGCCAGUUUGGGACUUCAAAGACAGAUGAACGAGGAGUGGAGGAGGAGGAGGAGGAGGAUGUGGAGGAGGAGAAAGAUGUGGAGGAGGAGGAGGAGGAGGAGGAAGAGGAGGAAGAUGUGGAGGAGGAGGAAGAUGUGGAGGAGGAGGAGGAGGAGGAGGAGGAGGAGGAGGUGAGUUCGAGGGAAGGCAGGAGGCCUGGUGAACACUCACCUUGGAGGGCGGUUGCAGGCGAUGGUCGCUCCAGAGCUCGGCCUCAACAACAGUCGAACUUCCAAGCGCAAGGGGAGCUGAGCACUGCUCGUGGCGGGUGAGGCGAAUGAAUGGCACUUCGUAAC
This is a messenger RNA of Chara braunii, 602 nucleotides long. Lineage: Eukaryota; Viridiplantae; Streptophyta; Charophyceae; Charales; Characeae. The record is from the annotation of a GenBank genome assembly.